AUUUGCAGCCAGCCUUAUGUACAAAGUUGCAGGGCCAGCAGUAAGGCUCAGUGGGUAGAGGCCUGCCACCAAGCCUAGCACAGGACCUACACGGCUCAAGGAGAGAACUGACCCUGUGAGUCAUCCUCUGUGGGGGUUGAGGUCCAUUGAGACAGACCCAGUGUUUACCUGGUGCUAAUCACCAGAAUGAGCAUCACUGGGCUAUAGUUGCUGCCCCCCAGGCAGGGGGCAGCUUUGACAGCAGAAUUGCUUUCUAAAACCACACAGCAGGGUGUGAAGUAGGAGGAGUUGACACUUGUGCAAGGUGGGUGGUACUGGGAAGGCCACCUGUCCCCACAGGAAGAGAGAGUGGGGAACCCUUUCCCCCAGGGACCACUGAUCCUGUGCCAGGAUGGAGGUCUGCUGGUCCCUGCUGCUACUGCUGGCCCUGAAAACACUGUGGGCAGCAGGCAACAGAUUUGAGACCCAGAUCAUUGGGGGUCGAGAGGCAGUCCCGCACUCCCGCCCAUACAUGGCCUCUCUACAGAAAGCCAAGUCCCAUGUGUGUGGGGGAGUCCUUGUGCAUCGGAAGUGGGUAUUGACAGCUGCCCACUGCCUGUCUGAGCCGCUACAGAACCUGAAGCUGGUGCUUGGCCUGCACAACCUCCAUGAUCUCCAAGAUCCUGGCCUCACCUUCUACAUCCGGGAAGCCAUUAAACACCCUGGCUACAACCACAAAUAUGAGAACGACCUGGCACUGCUUAAGCUAGAUAGACGAGUGCAGCCCAGCAAGAAUGUCAAACCACUAGCUCUGCCAAGAAAGCCCCGAUCCAAGCCGGCAGAAGGUACCUGGUGCAGCACAGCUGGCUGGGGAAUGACCCACCAGGGUGGGCCCCGGGCCAGGGCCCUGCAGGAGUUGGAUCUGCGUGUGCUGGAUACCCAAAUGUGUAACAACAGCCGCUUCUGGAACGGUGUCCUCAUAGACAGCAUGCUAUGCUUAAAGGCUGGGAGCAAGAGCCAAGCCCCCUGCAAGGGUGACUCUGGAGGGCCCCUGGUGUGUGGCAAAGGCCAGGUGGAUGGGAUCCUGUCUUUCAGCUCCAAAACCUGCACAGACAUCUUCAAGCCACCUGUGGCCACUGCUGUAGCCCCCUACAGCUCCUGGAUCAGGAAGGUCAUUGGUCGCUGGUCACCCCAAUCUUUGGUCUGAUGUCCCAGAUCAUCUGGGACACCAUUCUUGAUAGCGGGGGCUGGGAAGGGACUAGGUGUGCCUCUGAGGACCAAUAAAUCCUGAUAUAUCUGUUGAGUCCA
Mus musculus (house mouse) is the source of this 1287-nucleotide messenger RNA. It is a transcript of the gene Gzmm, whose product is annotated as granzyme M (lymphocyte met-ase 1). Gene Ontology annotation, biological process: proteolysis. Bases 392 to 1186 code for a protein of 264 amino acids. The record is from RefSeq and is marked reviewed. Gene Ontology annotation, molecular function: serine-type endopeptidase activity; peptidase activity; hydrolase activity. NCBI's taxonomy places the organism in Eukaryota, Metazoa, Chordata, Mammalia, Rodentia, Muridae. The transcript has 5 exons.